This is a messenger RNA of Prorocentrum cordatum, 768 nucleotides long. The record is from the annotation of a GenBank genome assembly. Lineage: Eukaryota; Dinophyceae; Prorocentrales; Prorocentraceae.
AUGAUACACGGUGAAGCUCGCCCUGAGGAGCCUGAGGCAUUGCCUACCAAAGAUAGCAAUUACCAGGAUUUUUGGAAGUCGUUGUACGUACACCAGAAUUCGCAACUGCAGGGUGACGGUGUUUCGGAAGUUUGCCAUUGCGGCCGUGAAGACCAGAAACGAAACAAAGAUGCAGUUUUUGUCGAGGACCGCUUCAUUACAUUGCCUGGACAUGAAUCAUCGCUUUCGUACUUUGGAUGGUUUGGUGGCUGGUCGUUCCACGGAUAUUUCAAUGCCUCGGGCGAGCGGCCCACUCAAGCCAGCUGCCCAGUUGGGAAGUGCACCUCGCCAUUCCGUUGGACAAUCAAGCAGCCAGGAUGGCAGGAUGCUGCAGGAGUCGUGACCCUGCUGAGUAAUGUUGUCAAGAAGAUGCAGCCCAAGCCGACUCACGUUGUGGUCAAUUCUGGUAAGUGGGGUCAUCUGAGUGUGCACGGCCUGAACAAGCUGUUUGCUGCUGGUGCUGAGAUCCAGAGGCGUGAUGGGAUCCAGUUCAUGUGGAAAACCGUAUCCCAUUCGAGAAGUGACACAAGCAGCGCGCAUGAUAAGUUUGUAGAGAAGGAGGUGAAGCUUGCGCGGCAAUAUGGGUGGGAAGUGUUUGACGCAUACAAGAUGACCUCCAGCUAUCCUCUGCGAGGGCAGUACUACAAGGACGAGCUUCAUUUUUCCCAGAGGGUCGUGACACGCCUCAACCGUUUGUACUUGGAGAAGCUGUUGAAGUCUCUGCAAUAG